CGCAAAAGCGCCCAAACAUCUGUGGAGGCAGCAGAACCAGGCGACGCUCUCUCCGCUCCACCACGCGCUGGCAGUGCGCAAGAACAACCGCGUGAGACAAAGAGGCUUUUCGGACACCGAGAGAUACCUCAACCCGAGGAACAUGGACCGGACUUACGCAGUGGACACGGGCCACCGACCCGGGCUGAAGAAGUCCAGGAUGUCGUGGCCGUCGUCUUUUCAAGGUCUUCGACGGUAAGUGACAAAACAGCCGAGAUUAUAUCUGAAAUUAAGAUGACCCAGAAGGUAACGUGUUUGUUGAAUAUUCUGUUGUAUGUGAUUAGUUUGAUGCUUGCCAAAGUAAAACAUAAAAUAAAGAUGCUCCAAAUUGCAGAUACAUAAAAUUUGUCCUUGUCUAGAUUCAUGGAAAGGCUCCAUUUCUUCCUAAAAUAAAAAUUUUCAAGAACUUCCAGUUCUUUCAAAGCCUUAAUCUUUAUUCGUCACCAAAUCUACUAGAGCAGGAAAUGAGAUUAUGUGUAUCAGUGGAUUCUUGAAUCUGACGUAGGUUCAGAUGAAUAGCAUCCUUGCUUCACGAUUUCUUCUGUUGCUUUUCGACUCAGAGCGGUGAUAAACCCCUUUACACCCAUUUACACAAUCAUAACCAUAGUGACACAUUGGGAAUAUGUUGUGGUUACAACAAUAACUUCCUCCACCCAUUUUUAAGUUAAUCACCAACUGUAAGGUCGCCCGUUAGUUUAAUGGGCCUAUCAUGGGCAUCGUGUGCUUUCACAUAAUGGUGCUGUUGUAUUUUGCUGCCAAUCUGUUUAUCUAAUCAGAUGCCGAGGGUAGGGGGUCUAUCUCAUUAACUUGCAGAAUAUUGAUUUCCCGUGUCAGGACAAAAGCACGUUGCAGUUGCCUGCUUCUACACUCCCAGAUGGGAGGAAUGCCGGUUGCCUCCCUCGUAGCUCACCAGUCGAUCCCGCCUCAGCUCGCAGUUGUUGUGUUCUGGGGUGUGAGAGUUUGUGUUCCUGCAGUCAUGCCUGGAAGUAAAAAUGGCCACUAAAAAAAAGAUUGACGACUCAAGUGGCAUGUUUCGUGUACAAAGGCUGUUCUACAGCAAAACAGAGAUGGAUGGUGUUGUAGAAGAUUUAGUAGCAGAGUUCGUGCUGUCUUUAGACAGGCUAUCAAUCGUGGCAGAAAGGUCAUAGUAAGGAUGCACCUGUUCUUAACACGUCUGCAGAUGCAGUACAUGUGUAAAAGUUUCAUGCAUUUCCUUUUGUUGAUGAAUUUUUCUAAAUGGUAUCAACAGUAUUUAUAUUUUGACAUAGGUCCUACAUCUGACACUUAACAUUCAACGUUUCCACCAAACGUGCCAAAUCUCAGUUUGAAAAGCAGACUAAAAAAUUUUAUUUAGUUAAAAGCUCCAACAGCACUGAAGGAUCCUGGAUAAACAGCACCUAAAUCUACUUUAUAGCUCCGUGGCGUGCAAGUGUCACAGCUAACGCCCUUCUCACACUUUAUGGACCAUUGAGAUUGAAAUUGUUGCAUUUCUACCUUUCUGCCGCUAAGCGUUGUUGUAGUAAACGUGUGGAAAGUCCUGCUGUUUGUGACAAAUGCGUGGGAGUGGCCUCUGUUGCAAAGAGCACAUAAGUGUGAGUGUGUGCCAAUUACUGCAGUGAGGGAGGGUGGUGUGUUUGUGUGAUGGCAAUGCGUCAUUCUGCGACUUGCAAAAGCCCUGGAGCUCCUCUUCGGUGUCUCCCAUGCUGCUUCUGUUAUGCAACGAAGCUAUUCUCUUGCUCUCUUUCUGUCUCCCUCGCUCUCUUUCUGUUUCUCCUCUCAUCCUUCUCGACUUUUUGUUUUUGUGGAUUUGCUGUCAUUGCACCGUAUAGAUAUUUUUGGUGCGGUUUAAGUGAGAUUUAGUGGGGGAUCAUCUGUGCCAAUGCGGACCUCAGCACUCUAUUCCACCAUGCAGGAAUCUGCAACUCUUAGAAGACACAUUUUAUAUUUAUUUGGACACAUUCACCCAUUGUUUAGCAUUUACUGCAUGCUCCUUUCUGGCUGUACUUUUUCUGCUCAGCAUAGCUGUAUUCUCUCAGUGCCUCCAUCUCCACCCACUCCAUCUCUGCAGUAUACCUUCCUUCUGGUGAAGCAUAUUAGUACUCCCUGUUUGCCAGUCCCUUUAAACAGUGCUACCCUAGAGAGCUACUCCGUUACCACUGGUAGAAAAGAAAAACACAAAAGGAAGAAACGCAGCAUUUGAAGCUUGAAACAGGAUAAAAGAAGGAUUGGAUUGUUGUUGUUUUUAGCACUGAAGAGCUUUUGAUGCUACACCACAACUGGUGCUGAAGCUGGUUCUUAAACAAUAAACAGCCAAUAAACAUUUGGUUUUUCACACCAAUUAAAGGGACUUUACGGAGAUUUGAAUUUUUAUGCUUGCGAUUGCCCCCUCAGGCCAAAAGCAUAACGGCAGCUUCAAUAGUAGGAUCGUGCACGAGGUGCGCAUGCUGUAUGUGCACACUCCUUAAUGAAAAUAACAGCUGAGACAGUCAGCUCCGUGUGUGUGUGUGUGUGUGUGUGUGUGUGUGUGUGUGUGUGUGUGUGUGUGUGUGUGUGUGUGUGUGUGUGUGUGUGUGUGUGUGUGUGUGUGUGUGUGUGUGUGUGUGUGUGUGUGUGUGUGUGUGUGUGCGUGCGUGCGUGCGUGCGUGUGUGUGUGUGUGUGGGUGGCCCGGAGGACAGAGGACAGGAGAACACGCAGCUAAUUAAUUAAAUAAUUUGGUUCUGUACCUUUCUCUUCAGCACAGCCGACAAAGGUUUAUGAUGGGUCAGUCCUCCUGCAUGCUCAGAUCAUUCCCUUCCCUUGCUUGAAAAAUUGUUCCAAAAUGAAAGUUGAACCCACAUCUUUUUUAUCUGUGAAUUCAAUGCCGUUCGGCGAGUCUCAAAUAAAAAUUUGGGCGUCUUACUGUAAAAAAAAUAUACCAUUAAUGUAAAAAAGAAACUAAAUAACCUUUGUUCACAUCCAGAAUCAAACCCACGUCUUCUGCACGAGAGUCCGACGUCUUGCUAGGCGAGCUAACGCACCAGUGACAUCACUUGUAUCUGUACUAUUUAAGAACGGUUCGGAGGGCUAUGCCUGAGCGUGAACGCGCAUGAAGCAGCCUGCUCGACCCGAGCAGCUCUCUUUUUCUGUGAUUUUACAGAAAAACAGGCAAUCACAGUAAAUAUGCCAGGGCUCAUUCUACAGGACCAGGGCAUUGCAGGAGAAUGUAUGAAGAAGAAAUGUAUUAUUUCUAUACAUGUUUUGGCUGUCAAACUUCCAUAAUGCCUCUUUAAAUGUCUCUUCCAGUGAAUGUUUUGUCCUCCAUCUGUUAACGCCUUACAGUGAAGGGAGAGUUUUCAGCACGCAUCACAUGGUUUAUCUUGUUAUUCCUGGAAAUGGAUGUAUUAACAUCAACAGGGCGUUCUAUAAACAGGGAUGCACCGAUCAGGUUUUUUGCUGCCGAUCACCAAUAUCGAUAUCAAACAAUGCUGAUCACCGAUACCGAUCACGUGGAUUUGCCAGAAAUUUUCUACAACAUUAUCAUGAGUGCUACAAACUACAUAAUCUGGGAAUAAAGGAAAUGUAACCUAAUCUAAAAUGGUCUGAUCGGUCUGCUUUGAUCUAUUUUGAAAACUCCGAUCAAAACCGAUAGGGGCGCUAUUGGCCGAUUGGGAUCAAAUGCUGAUCCAUCGGUGCAUCCCUAUUUAUAAACACAGAUUUAAACAACAGUCUGUGUUUGUGAGUGCUGUUUACUGAUCUCAUAGGAUCCAUAAACAAAGCAGGAGGGAUUUUUCAAGUGCUGAUGAUGUUUCAUAAAUGGUAGGGAUGUUCCGGGUCCGAUCACGUGUUUUUAAAAAGGAUCGGAAUCGGGAGAAAUAAAUCGGAUUUAACGUUUUAAAGCAACAAACAUGACUUUUUAAAUUAAUUCUGAGAUGGAGAUUUUCAAGUAGAAUAAAAAUGGCUUAGUUUUAAUUUCAGUAAGUUCCUCUACAUCAGGGGUGUCGAACUCAAAUUCACACUGGGCCAAAAUGAAAAACUGGGACGAAGUCGCCCGCCAAACUCAGGAUUUUUUUUUUAAAAAGUGACUGUAAAUGUGCACAUUUUCCUUUAUGUACAGAUAUGAACGGUGGAACCUUUUCUUUUGGAAACAAACUUAUUUUUGCAGUAACACUGAAUGUGGAAUAACCAAAUUACACACGAGCAAGUCGAUUUUAAAUAAAGCACACAUCAGUGGUAUUCAUUACGUACGUCUCAAUUUUGUUUAAAUAUUUGUAUUCCUUAAAAUCUGCAUAUAUUUAGCAUUUCUUCUUAUUUUUGAAUCUUUUAAGCGUUUCUAUUUUAUGUUUUCUUGUUUAUUCUUUAUUUUUUACUCUCCUUUGUUGCUCCUGUAAUGAACGUUAUUGCUGCUGUGACACCAAGCUUUCCCCACUGAGGGACAAUGAAGGGACUUUCUAUUUUAUUUCUAUUCUGUUCUUCUAUCUGUAAUCUGUCCUGUGGGUGAAAUCUUUUUUCUCAGGCCAACAACAUAAAUGAAAAUGAAAAUGCAAGAUCUCAUCUAUUAACUUUCAUGCUUUGGAGCAGAAAAGGUUAAUAAAAGCAAAAUAAUUCAACCCCAGUUUUCUCUACUCUGAUUUCCUGUGAUGCUCACCUGUUCCGGCCAGACCUGCAUCUGUGGGGUUGGGCUCUGAGCUGAGGAAGGAGUUAAUUGGUGAGAAACAGUUGCUCACACAGGUUUGUGCUGCGGGACAUGGAGAGCAUCUGGACCAUGCAGUUGUGUCGGGGAGGGGGAUAAAGUCGCAGCAGCCAGAGUCAUACUGACUUGAGCGUGUCGCUAAACUGGAGUUACAGUAAGACAUCUCGGUCUGGAAUUUGGUCGGUGCGCUUUCUAUGUCAGCAGCAAACAGAUUACAGAGCUGUUAAAAUCAUCUUAAACGAUCAGUUCUGCACCGAAAUUUUUUUUUCUGAGCCGUGGCAGCGCGAAAAUGACGUCACUCACCUCCGUGAGCUCUGUCCUCAAGACUGCUCUUUCUUCUCUGCUCCACGGACCACAGGCCGCGGUGGAGGAGCAGCUGUUAUCUUUAAAAAACACUUUUCAUGCCAAAUAAUAUCCUCAAGCUCCUACAGCUCAUUUGAGAGGAUCAUGAUUAAAAUUGGUCGAGUUCUACCAGUUUAUGGGAUUCUGGUCUAUCGCCCACCUGGGUCUACUUCAUCCUUCUUGUCUGACUUUCAGGACCUCCUAUCUUCAACUGUUAAACUAGACAGGAUAAUCAUUGUUGGAGAUUUCAACAUCAAUGCUAACAGCUCUACUAGGGAGCUCCUAAACAUGAACUCUUUUAACUUCUCUCAACACGUGUCUGGACCCACUCACAGAGCAGGCCACACCCUGGAUCUGGUCUUGUCUUAUGGACUUUUUGUUGAUAAACUGCAGAUAAAUGAUGCUGUGUGUUCAGUGACCAUAAGUCAGUUUCCUUUCAUAUUAACCUAAAUUCCGGAAAAGUGUGGCUUGCCAACUCCGGGUCGGGAGAGAGGUCCUACCUCAAGUGGAGGAGUUUAAGUAUCUCGGGGUCUUGUUGCACGAGUGAGGGUAGGAGGGAUCGGGAGAUCGACAGGCAGAUUGGUUCGGCGUCUGCAGUGAUGCGGAUGCUGAGCCGAUCUGUCAUGGUGAAGAGGGAGCUGAGCCAGAAAGCCAGGCUCUCGAUUUACCGGUCGAUCUACGUCCCAAUCCUCACCUAUGGUCAUGAGCUUUGGGUACUCUGCGACCUAGUGGCGAGUCAUUGCACUGGGAACACAAUCACCAUGCAUUCUGGGAAAUGUAGUUUAUAGUCAAUGUGCACUUUGAAGCAGCAUAGACUUAUUUUAAGACACUUGAAUCUCGCGGGCCACAUCAAAUAAUGUGGCGGGCCACAUCUGGCCUUCGGACCUUGUGUCUGACACAUGUGCUCUACGUCAUCAAUAUUUGUUUCAAGAAUGAAAACAACACUGUAACGUCACACAAUUUACGGCAGGCAACGACUCAGACACCAAGUGCCGCUGUUAGCAAGCCAGCUAACACAGCGCUAACGUGUCUCCUCAGGAGAGCUGAAAUAUCUGCAGCUUGGUGGUAUUUUAAACCAGACAGCAAAGUCAGAGCUACACACACUUGUAAUGUGUGCAUACUGAGCAUUCAACAUGCUGGAAAGGUUACAGCUCCAUGAUUCGCUGCCUUCAAACAAGCAACUUUCUCUGUCGGCAUUUGGUGUCCGUCAGUUUUUGAGCUCUUGGUAGUGAAAAUCUAAACAUGCAAAGCAACGUCUGCACCCAGAUUAACCCUUUAUAGGGCCGGUACCUGUAAUUGGACACCUUCACUAAAUUCACAAUAAAUUAUGUCAGUGAGCCUUUUCAUGGACUCUUAAUAUUACGAGAUUUCACCCAACCAACCGUCAGACAUCAAGCUAGUUACAGUAAGCGUCAUGACGGCAUUCGACCAAUCAGCAUGGGUCUGUGAUGCGCUAAGUAUUGGCGUGUCUGCAGAAGCGGAAGACUGCCUUCCUGCAGCGCCAUCUCUUUUUGUGUUUACCGUCGGUUCUCUAAAACGAACAAUGGUAAGUUUAUGAAAGUCUCACAUUAUAAGGUUGACUAUUUGUGCCAAAUAAGGGUACAAGUGUUAUAAAAAUCUAAUUCAAAAAAGCUGGUGAAAUCAUACAAAAUCUUAUGUCCUGAACAAGUAAAAUAAAUUCUGUAUAUUUUUAGGUAUAACAUAAUCUUCAUAUUGAUGGUAAAAGUAAUGAAAAAGUUUUAAUAUUCAAGGUGGUGCUCACCCCCUGCCACGUGGACCCAAGGGAUAAACCAUCAGCGCUGCUCAAUGGUCAACGUUCCUCGCGGGGUCACACCCAUUAGGACAGUGGGAGGGUUAACUAAAGGCGAGAGAGGAUAAAUUUAACUCAGGGUGAACCAAAAGCCAAAACAACAAACAAAAAUACCCUUAACUUAAAUAAUCAUCUUACCUACAAAUGAAAUGAAAAGAAAUACAGCCAAACUUACCUCCCUGAUUACAAACACAGGAGAAAACUGGAUGGACAUUUAAAUGGCAGGUUCACCCCUACUUCCCUCAAGGUUAACAUCAGAUCUUUUUACACAACACUCUACACAGGGCACUAAGUGGUUGGUGGCAGGUAGGAUGAGCGGAGACUGAGGAUCAGCUGCAGGUGGUGUUGACGUCCCUCUUAAAGGUCUGCUCCCAUCAAUUAUCCAAUCAGGACACUCCCCAGGCCACUGGUUCACCAAUCAGAUGUGGGCACAUGCACUAAGAAACAUUAUGAACACACAAAGCAUCUCCCUGAAUAAAACAACUUACAGCCCUUGGUCGUAACAAUUAUUCUACAGUGAUGGUGUUCUAAAAUGUACUAGAUUAUUCUAAAAAGUCUUAUAAUGUUCUGUAUUAUUCUUAAUAAAUAUUUAUUUAUCUUGUUCGCGUUUUUUAUUUUGGGAUUUCAUUUACAAGAACAGGGUGUCCAUAUUUGAGCACUUUUUGGUUGUUUUUUUUUUUGCAUGAAAAUCAAAAAUUUUGAAAAUUGUAACAACAAAGAAAAUCUUUGUUAUGUAGCACUAAAACACCCCGGGGUUGGAAUUUCAUGUUUUAAAUUAUUUACAAAAGGUCAACACCGGAAUCCCAUCCCAUUGGUUUAGAUUCUGCUUUCCCCACACACGUUCACUGCUUUCCACUAAUCGGGGAUCUACUGUCAAUAUUAUGCCUGGAUUUGCCCCCCGGGGUGCUUUUCCAUGACAUUUCAAAUGGAAUCCCAUCAGACUGGAACCAGUAACAGAUGAAUCAUGUCCUUUCACUGUAGGGUCUGAACUGCUGCUGUCGCAUUAAUGCAAAUCUGAUCAAUGUCUAAAUGACAAGUCAUUAAUUACCAGCAGACUGAUGGCGCUCUUGUUACAUACAGCGACAUACACACUCUCCCAUACAACAGCUGACUGACGCCUGCAGCUCUCGCUCAGUGGAAGGCUCAGCCACGGUCGUCAGCAGAUUUACAGUCGGAGCGGGUGUUUGUCAGCAUGAAUCCAUCGCUGCUGCGCACAACUUUAUUGACGGCAGUAACCUGACAUUCAAUAGAUCUCUGUGUGGGAAGCUUGCUGUUUUCUUGCACCUCUCAGUUGGAGUCACUUUGCAGGGACAUGUACUAUAGCAGAACGCUUGGAUCCAACUGUUAUUGGAAUGCAAAAAAAAAAAAAAAACAACAACCUGUAAAGGCAUUGUAGGGUUUGUCCAAGUACCUUGAGUUUUUAAACCAGGUUUGGUAAUGCACGUUCUGUACGAAUAACACGAAAAUAGUGCUUUAAUAAGCAUCAUGAAUAAAGUAGCAGUAAAAGGGUUUCAUGUCAUAGCGUGGAUGAUAAACCGAUUAUUACUAAGAUGUUCAGGACUCGGGUGGGGUUCUGUUAGAGCUGCAAAAAUUCCAAAGCCAGCUGAUUCUGUGACCAAGUAAACUUUUGUGCUGACUUGAGUGCUCGUGCCUCUCUUUGUAAAUGCUGAUCCACACAAAUGCAAGGCAAAGGUUAUGAGAAAACCAUUGAUGCACCGUUAUAUGUACAAGGGGCCCACUAAAAUGACCCAUGGGCAUCUGGUGUUCUCCACUCUAAUUUCCCAUCCACUCCCAGUCAGGAUUAGUUGGGUCAAAUUUUGGAUAAUACGGCAUGAUUCCACAUUUCUCAGUUCUUCUGAGUAGUUCUCAUGGGUUCACGUUAUGCCUACUUAGUGGGAAGUUUCUUCUAUGUUGAAUGACAUCAGCGGCCUCAUUAGAAGUGCUCAGCUGGUCGAUCAGCGUGUGAUUUCUAGGAGUUUUCUCUAUGCCUCGGACAACUUGUUAAUAUUUUUGACCAUUAGGUCCUUCCUUAGUUGUUCAAGUGUUUAUGACUUAGUAUAUUAGAAGCUGUGUUUGUGCCACCACAACUAUCUGAUUACUGGGUUGCACAAUGCUGACAACAAAUAGUGAACAACAUUCACAGAUAAGUUCAGAUCAGGCCAGAGAGGAAGUCAAACACGGGAACGGUGCAAAACAUCCUGCAGCUUUCAAAAUAAAAGACAACACAUGCAGAUAUACUUGGCUAUUAAAUUACAAAAACAUUAUUAAUUCAAUUCAAUUCAAUUUAUUUAUAGAGCGCCAAGUUACGACAGGAGUCGUCUCAAGGCACUUCACAUAAUAAACAUUCCAAUUCAGGUCAGUUCAUUAAGCCAAUCAGAAAUAAUGUUUCCUAUAUAAGGAACCCAGCAAAUUGCAUCAAGUCACUGACACUAGUCAGUGACUUUACAGCAAUCCUCAUACUAAGCAAGCAUAAAGCGACAGUGGAGAGGAAAACUCCCUUUUAACAGGAAGAAACCUCCAGAGAAUCCUGGCUCAGUAUAAGCAGCCAUCCUCCACGACUCACUGGGGAUCGAGAAGACAGAGCGCACGCGCGCGCACACACACACACACACACACACACAGACACACGCACGCACGCACGCACGCACACACACACACACACACACAGACACGCGCACGCACGCACACACACACACACACAAAGACAAAGUAAUGUGUCUAUAGUUAUAAUGUGAUUUCUUAGUAAAUAUCCUAUUUGGUGAAAAAUAAACUUUAUUGUAUUUAUCCUAGUGGAUCUAUAAUUAAACGGAUAAACUAGUAUUAGCACAUCCAACGUCAAGGAAACAAAAAGUUAUUAUCAGGAGAGGGAGAAUGUUUAAGUGGUUAGCAGCAGUGUGUUAGACAAUGGCCCCCUCCAUGAGGCCACCACAGCUCAGCAGAACAUCGUUGUAGCUUCUUCUGGGGAGAAAAACACUUAAGCCCCCUUCAGACAGGCCAUGAAAAACGGAAAUGUUCCGGACUCUGUCCGUAAGACCUUUGUGUCUGAAUACAAACAUCCGGAUAACGUUUUCCGUAAUUAAACCGGACGAAGCCCCUAGUAACAGGUCCGGACUUGUUACGGACAAGGUGGCUGCUUCAGACUGGUGAGGUCGAGUUCCGGACAGGGAGGAGGGGGAGGAUGAGGGGACCGGGGGACGCUGUGCGCACCUAGAUAGCUCGCUGCUGUAGCAUGCAGCGAACCAUGGCAGCUCGCCUUCUACGGUACCGUCUCCUAGACGCGUGACGAAGCGCAUCACACCGCUUCCGAGAUUCCUUUAACCAUUGAGCUUCAUCAUCCAGGUCUCUUAUGCAUCUUCGUGUGCGCAGAAUUACAGACCCCCGUCUGACAUCUGGAACUAUUCCUUUAUGUGUGAACGCAGCCGAAAGGACAAGUUCCGGUACAAAAGUGGUGUGUCUGAAAACACAGUUCCUGUUAAAAACCGUAUUGAAUUGUCCACACAUAUUCCAGAAUGUCUAUCUGAAAAGGUUUUUAGAGAAAAAAUAAAGUUAACAGCUGAAAUUGCAGAAAAUAAUACAGUUAAAGAGCAGAUUACAUGUGAAACCUUUGUGGCUGAGGUAAAAAUAACACAAAAUACAACACAGACCUCUUGGAUCGUCUUUCUCCUUGCUUGUUAUUGGCGUUAACUGCCAAAAUCCCAUGUGAUUUUGCAAUUCUCAUGUGAUCUCACAAGACAAGCUGCAUGGAAUGCUUUCACUGUUGAUUUGCAUCUGGUGGAAAGCCCAGGUUAGUGUAGAUUGUAAACAAAUUUAGACAGAGUUUAGAUACUUUGUAACUAAAUUGUGGAUUAGAAAUCCGAUCACGUGGCAUUUAGAAUGAUUUUCAUAUGCGUAACUUGACUUGACCACGUCUGAGAGGUUUUGCACAAGUGUCGUGUCAGUUUGGAGUGAUUCCAAGUCAGAAUAUGUAGUUUAACGUAAUUAAGUCAUUGCAGGCUUCAUGCAACACAUAAAAACAACUAACUUUUAUAUCUGUAAAAAAAUGACUUUUAAGUUUUUCUUAGAAAUACUAAAAAUCUGUGUGUGAGCUACAGUUAUUGCAGGUUAUGAGGAAAAAAAAGGUCCUAUUACUCUAGAUUACAUAAUGAUUCCCAAGAUGCACUGAAGCGCCGCAGAGCAUAUUUGAGUGGGGAAUUUUCUUCAACAGUCUCCUCAGUUUCAGGGUGAAUACCCACCCGUGCAACUUCUUGCACAGAGAAGAUGUCUUCUCUCAUUUUUCACCCCUGUUGCAUCAGAAAAUAUGCUUCUGUCAUAGUUUCUUGUAAAUUUAAUGUAGCAGAUGUUUCACAGCUCCAGAUAGUGCUAGGUUGUUGUGUCUGUCCUCGCUGCCUGCAGGCGUUUCAAGCACACAGGUGCAAAGAAGGGAACAUUCAUAUAUUUACCACAUUGUAGUGAACACACACAUGCUGCUACAUAUGAGGUUUAACCACAGGAUUUGCUAAAUAAAAAGCCACAGAGGUGUUUCAGGAACUAGCCUUUAGCCAGAUGAGUGGGGAGCUGAAGACGGCAGGAUCUGAAGUCUAAUUUCCUGAUAUUCAAACUCUGACUGGCUAACAGCAACAUAACUUACUCCAUUUGCUUAGCAAAGUUGGUGUUUUAUCGCCACAAAAACACAAGCCUGAAGGAAUUCUGCUGUGUGGCGGAGUAGUUAAUGCUAAUGGUUAGCUUCUACGAGCUGAGAGGUGCUCUACUCUCCCCUGGAUACUAGAUCAACAAUGGCCUUCCCCUUCAUGAGUCAAAAUGGGUGGUACAUGUAUGCUAAACUUUAGUGUGAUGUAGAUCUGACUGGCUUUUCUGACCCGAGCGUUUCCCCGUCUGUUUCCUAUUGGCAGCUAAUGCAGGAAAUAGAGGUAGAAGAGGAGGGGCCCCAGGACAGAGCCCUGGGGCACACCUGACUUGACUGGUGAGGGUUUUGAGGAAAAGGAUUUUAAAUGGAUGAACUGAUCAUAUUUAAAAAAUAACAAGAUAAUACUGUUUCUCAGUGAAUUUGCGCUCUAAAUGUUUUUUUCAUCAUCAUUAUCAGUAUUAUUAUUAUUAUAUAUUUAAAGGGGCAUUAUGGAAGUUUGAUAGCCAAAACAUGUAUAGAAAUAAUAAAUGUCUUCUUCAUACAUUCUCCUGCAAUGCCCUGGUCCUGUAGAAUGAGCCCUGGCAUUUUUAUUGUGAUUGCCUGUUUUUCUGUAAAAUCGCAGAAAAAGAGAGAUGCUGACGGGGGUCAGCUUCACAGAGCUUCGUCUGUUAUUUUCGUUAAGGAGUGUGCACGUACAGCAUGCGCUCCUCGUGCACGAGCCUCCUAUUGAAGCUGCCGUUACGCUUUUGGCCAGAGGGGGAAAUCGCGAACAUAAAAAUUCAAAACUCCCUAAAUUCCCUUUAAAAUAGUUUUUUUUAUUUUCUUAACUUUUUUUUAAUUAACUUUUAAAUUGACCCCUGUUUUUUUAUUUAUUGAUUUUUAUUCAUCUGAUGUCUAUGUUUUCCAGAGAUAUCACUAAAGUAAAGCCUCCACGUUGCUGCUUUAUGUGCUAAAUUCUGUGAUUCCAUGUUUUUCCACUCUGUGGAAAUUACAGAGCCCUGAACCUGAAGCAAUCACGCUCCUACCCAGGGUUUCUUACAUGCUGACAGGUUUCAUGUGGUGAUUUUGAAGUUUAAAGUUUGACUUUUAAAUGUCAUGACAACAGACAAGGGCAGCCUGGUCACUGCUGUCUGCUUCUGAACCCUCAUCCACUCAGACACACAAAACAAAAACUACAUUCUGUUAACACCAACUGUUUGUAAGUGGUAUAAUGUCCUAAAAAACACUAAAGUUACACCUAUUCUUUUCAGAGAAGAAUGUUUUUUCUCGUACACACACACAAAAAAAAGUUCAAAUAUCUCAUUUUUGAAUAUCGGAUUUAUUCUACGGGAUUAAAAUCACAAACCCGCUCCUGAUUCUGAACGUCAAUUUUCCAGUUUAAUUCACAAAGAUUCAUCAUUCUGACAGGCGUUUUGUCCAAAGUACAUUUGUUCUGACUUUUAAAUUAAAAGCCUGAUGGACACUCUGAUCCAUUUAUCUUGACAGAAACGCUUUGUACUCAAUAUGGCGGCCUCACAUGGAAUAUUUCAAUUACAGAUUUUCUGAAAUGCUAAAAAACAUUAUCCAAUUUUCCCCCCAAAAAUAAAAUAAACUAAGUUUCACUUAUCAAAGGAAUGUAAUCCAAUCAAUUUUCAGCUGGACGAACUUCAAAUACAAUUUCACGAGGGUAAACAGAAUGUGCAAUGUUCAGUUAUUUUUAUUUCAAAACUCUGACGCAGUCUUGUUCAAAUAUUUAAACCAAACAGACGUUUCUAAUUAGUCAUGUAUUGACUCUAAUCAGUAAACAAGAAAAAACCUGUAAGGAUGCAGCUCAGAUCUGUCUAAACUCCAAGAAAGCACGGACAGUCACUAUUUAAAAAUAGACUGUGUGCACUUUUAACUAGGGAUGGGUACCUAUGACAUUUGAAUCGAUCCGGUACUAAUUCCCGGUACCUAGGAAUCGAUAUCGGUACUUAACGGUACCAAUUUUCGAUACUUUUGAGUGUUUAAUAUUUUUAAUUCUCUUUUAUAAUUAAAUAUAUAUUUUUGUCAAUAUAUAACCAUAUUUGAUAAAUAUCACGAUAAAUAACAUACAACUGUUUGUAUUUUAACAUCGUCCUUGUAGUUUUAUAAGCUGAUAAUUAAACUGAAGCAAACAUCUUUACUGUGAACUAAAUUUACUGUGUAUCUUCAUUCCUUUUACUGUCUUUUUUCAAUUGAAUUUUCCUACUGGGAAGUUAGAAUUUCCGAGGAGAAAGCGAACGCACCAUUAGCUGAUAACAAUGGUGGAAUAGGAAGCCAACAUAUCAAGCUAACAUAAUCUUAAACAUUUUAUUUACCUACCGGAGCAGAUUAAGAUGAGGAUGUCUCACGUAGAUCGUUGUCGCUGGUUUCAUCAUCACCCAGUUACCCAUCACAUUUAGUGAAGAGGACCCAAGCUUUAGCGUGCGUUCUUUCUACCAUGCUGCUCUGUUUACAACUCACUCGCAGCGACCGACGACAUAACGCUCUUGCGCAUGCACAGCUGUUUAGGCAAGUUCUCGUUGUGAAGGACGGGUACCGAAACGAGGCACCGUUUCAAAUGGUGAAUCGGUGCUCGGUCGGUACUAUGGAAUUCGGUCGGUACCUUAAAAAGUACCGAAUUCGGUACCCAUUCCUACUUUUAACCACAUUAAUGUUAAAUUUGAAUUAAACCAGUACUUGAAGAAGGAGGGAGAUCUAUUCACUUGAUAAGAAGACUCUUGUUGUGGAUGUGGGCUUUUCAGAGUUCAACCAUAUGAAAUGCAAAAUGAAGAAUGAAAUGUCAGUCCUUCCAAAACUCACCACUUUCCUCAGCUUAGUCAUAUUAGAAUGAAAUAAGCCAAUUAAUUAUGCUGCAACACAUUUUUUAGUACUGUACAUAAAUAAGUUGCUCCUUGCUGAAUUCAUUAAUACACGCAAUGCAAAAAAAGCCAUUAACCAGUCGGAUCUGAAGAUGUAAACGUAGGUUAUUGACUCACAAACACAAAAUGAUUGCAUUUUUUAAAUGAACAGACACCAACAUAUGUUUGUCACAACUGUCAGUGGGAUUUGCAGAAAAAAAUGUGUUCAAUACGGCUGCACAAUAUAUCGUAAAUAUAUCGUUAUCGUGAUAUCAGCAUGCACAAUAUGCAUAUCGCAAAGAACAGAUAAAUAUCGCAAUGAAUGGUCAGCUCAAAUGUUUGCUACACAUAACGCAUUCUGUCGAUCAAAUGGAAGCAUGAUGUUUUUUUUAACGACUAAAUAGAGCUCUUCACCCAUUUGGCCAACUGGGUGGGUUCUUAUAGGUUAGAUGCCCGCUCCCGAGGCAGAUGGCACUUAAUUUUGAUGGUUAGCAAACACCUGAGUGAGCUUUGUUCUGCUCUUUCUGCUGAUUCUGCUUUUCCCUGGAUCCACUGAUUGCCUUUGUUCAUUUUCUUUUUCCCUUUCCUCGCAUCUUUUGCGUUUCUCAUUUUUAUGAUUUUUUUAUUUCUUUGUUUUGAUUAUUUUUCUUCCGGAGUUAAGUUGUUAUUUAUCGCAAGUAAUAUCGUCAUCGCAAUAUUAAUCAUUGUUAUCGAGCAUUGCAGGUUUUCCUAAUAUCGUGCAGCCCUAGUGUUCAACAAGACAAUUUCUAACCUUGCAUGCUAACAAUGCUGCAAAUGACAAAUUAAUAUUCACUAGUUCAAUUAGCUUCACUUCAGCUGCUUCAAAUAAAUAAAAAAAAGACAUAAAAAACCAGCUACAGCAUGAGAGAAGAAUCUUUUUCAGGGCUUGAUUUUACAUAAUUUUGAAAAGAAAUGAUUGCCAACAUUUACAUUUAAAUUAUUGUGGUUUUUGAUACAACUUUAAAACCGUGCUAUGUGGAAUGUGUAGUAAUUAGUGUGUAUUCCCUAGAGGGAUUUGUCUGGAUCUAUGCAUUUGUUUUUGCUUGUGAAAAUACUUUUGUUGGGUUUUGAAUUUACUUUCAAAAAGAAAAAUACAUUUUGUUGCGUGUCAGAAAUACUGAAAUAGCUCAAACAUGAGAUCCUGGCAAUACAAAAUACUGUAUUUAGAUGAAAGAAUACAAACUAUCUUAAAAUGUAAUUCGGAGUUGUCUUAGCAUAAAAUAAUUCAUUACGGCUAGUGUAGCUGUCUGUUUUUAUAUCCCGGUCCUUAUUCUGUCCCGGUAUGAGACCCAGCUCAAGCUCUCUAAAACAUAUUUUAUUUACUUUUACUAGCUGUGGUGAUUACUCUUCCUUUUUGUUUGUUUUGUUUUGCCAUACUCCAGCUGAAGUGGGAGGCAAUUUUCUAAAUAUUUGGGAUGCUGUGUGUAUUUGCAGAGCGAACAAGCCCUACUCACAGUAGGAUCAUUUUACAUCCUGUGAGCCUCCCUCUAACUUGUAAUUACUUCAGCAGGUUAAUGUCACGCAAUUCCCUCUCAGUGCUCCCUCUUACAUGCUGCUCCUUUAUAAGUCACACUCUUUCAUAGGAUUUAGGUCAGCUUGCGAAAAAGGAAGCGUUUUGUGAACAUAGUCACACACAUUCAAGUCAACUGGCGCUUGAAUUUUUAUUUGUGGCUUUCUAGAAAAUAGAUGUAGAUAUACGUCCUGUGUCUUAGCUUUUCUCCAUUUUUGAAAAGCGAAGCCACCAUAUUGGAUUUACAUUUUAUGUUUUAGGAUUCUACAUACUAAAAAUGUGGAGCUAAAAGUGUAAGUCACUCUGCCAUCAAUCGGGGCGUUGUCUUAACAUUAAAUAAUUCAAUAUUUUAAGGCAAAAAUAUAUUUCAACAGACAGCAGCAAUGCAAGAUCUAUGUCAACAGGAGAAUAAAUAUGAUCUGAGUUAUGUUUUUAAUUGUCUUCAGUCAAGAAAAGUAUACUGUUUGUUUACGGGAAGGGGGUGGGACUUAAAACCUAUACUGGAUCCAGCCACUAGGGGGUUCUCGUUUUACCUGCUUCAGCGUCCGGGUUCCAGUCGAUUGUAUAGCCAAUAAAAGCAGACCAAGAAGUUGAUGUCAAAUGUGGUAUGAAUGCGGACUUAAAUUUUUAUUUUGGAGUAAGACCUUACCAGUGGAUGCCCAUUAGGGUCAAAAAGCCCUGGGGAGUGCAAACUUCAGCAAAAUAACGAGCACAUCAGACCCCCUUUAUCACUGGCAGCAAGUGAAGAUGUAAAUGUGUAAAACCACAACAUUUAAUAAUGGCAAACGUUUUGUGGCAGUUUGUUACAAAUCUGUACAUGGAUCUUGUCCUCAUGGGCUCCCGUAGAAUGGAAUGUGGCAUCUAAUACCCUUUUUUUCAUAAGAAAAACGAGACGCUGAUGAGCUCAAAAUAGCUCUUUGGUGACUAAAACAUGACGAGAAGAACGGGGGUUUUCGUUAACGAGCCGAGACUAAACGAAAACUAAGCUCAAAAUGCACAUUUCUGCCUGUCUCACCAAAAUUAAAAGUAACAACACUGCUGCUGUCUGUGUCUCAGCUGAAGUGGAAUCUGCUCAACAGACCAUCCUCAGCAAGUAGUGAAGUUAGCUCCCUACCCACACCAGAAAGCCCUAACCACUCUUAUUUGAGUGGAUUUCAGGUGUGGGUUGGAAGCCAACUUCAGCUUGGCUUAGCGCUUCCCUGCCGUAGGAACCAGCCGCUCAUUGACGCUACCACGAGCGACGACGUUGCUACUUUUAAACACGUCCGUACUAUUAACACGCUUCUUAUCCACGUGCUUCCUGAAAAAGUCAUAUUUUUGGGCAGAUAAAUGAAAUAAAUGACGGUUUUUAACAGGUUUUAUCUAAGACUAAUGUUUUAAAGUCAGUGUGUCAGGAUUAUUGUCUCUGCUCUCUGGUUCCCAAUAACAGGUUACAUUCCUGCUUUUUAACCCAGCAGCACAACAAUUUAAAUGUUUAUGAGUAUUGUCGUUGAUGCUCAAGUGCAGAACUGGGUUAUUUAUAUUAAUUCUGUAGGCUCAUGAAAACUCACAACACUCUAGUUCUUUGGAAAAACAUUACUGACACUAAGAUGGAGGUCUGGUAACUCACAUAAUGAAUUAAACAAACUCAUUUCUUUAUUUCUAUAUAAUAUUGUGUAGAAUACUCUAUGUGCUCCCCAAGAGUCCAUUCUGUUAAAGAAAGAAAAUAAUACUUUUCUUUUGUAGAAAUCUACAGAAUGAUACACAGAUCUGCAUCAAUAAAUGAUAUACAUUAUUUUGAUUAUCAAUGAAGUAAAAAAAAUGAUACCAGUCUGGGGAUUAUUGUUUUACAAAAUCUGGGGCAGAUGAGAUUGUGCCCCAUAGCCAUAAAAUAAAUGAUGGUGGCAUGAAACUCACUCCAGUAGCUCAGAGUACAUGUCUGAGAAUAAUACUUUGUUUAAUGUUUUGUAAAAUUCUAAACAAAAAUCUAUGUCAAUUAAAACCGACUGAACACUUUAAAGAUUUAGUCAACUAAAACUGACUGAGACGAAAAUGCAUUUUUGUCGUUAAGAAUAAGACUAAAACCAAGAUGGCCACCAAAAACAACACUGCAUCUAAUAUGGUGUUGUCCAGAGACUUGGACCCACUCCCGUGUAUUUUAGACCUGAUUUUUAUGGUUAUAUGUUAGGAAGCCACCAAUAUUUUCCAGCAACUGGACACCAUUUAAUUAUUUUUCCGCAACAGUUUAAUGGAUAUUUCCAGAAAUGAAUGGUAAAAACUACACAUUGUCUCUUUAAUCAUCAAAAUUCUGUCAAAUGAUUGUUCUUUUGUUUUUGUAAUUCAUUGCCAACAUUCAUCUGUUCUCAGCAGCCACUGUUUUAUGUUUUGAGUUUACAUUUACAUCAUCAAAUGCACAUAGUGACAUGACUACAAAUGCAUUUGCAUACGGUGAAAACAUUAUAAAUUUAUUGUGCAAUUCCACUCGUCUGUGACAUAGUUUCUUGUGUGUUGAUGUCAACUAAAAGCAAGUUUAUAUGGUAUUGGAUAUCUGAGAGUAUCAGAUGUUUCUCAGAAUCAAUUUAAAUCUCUUUCCUGCAAGUCUAAAAUUGCUUCUAAUAUGAUUUCUCUGUAAGAAGAAAUUAAAUUUGCAUGGUGAAAUUUAGUGAGAGAUAGUUUUAUUAGAUUCCUUUUCAUAUGUGACUUCGAAAAUUAAUUGCUAGGAAACAGCAAAGACAUUGUUUAGCUCUCUGAAUAUUCAUUCGUCAGCUAAUUUAAAACAAAUGAUGAAAACUUGCAACAACCAGUCAACCAAGAGCUGUUCUUAGUGCAGAUUUUCUUUGUUCAUUAGGCACAGUCUGCUUUGCUCUAAGCCUACAAUUAUCAGUGUAUAACCAGAGGUCAUCACUGGGCCAUAUUAUUCUUCAGAGGAACAGCUAAUAACACCUGAACAGCCAUUCGGUCCAGGGAGUACUGUGAUUAAGGUUCGGACUAGUCAGACGGUCCGGGGGGAGCCAGUCAAGCCGUUUGGCUGCUACAGUGGCACGAUGUUGGUGCAAUGCAGGAGAAGUCUAUUUUUGGAGUGGUUGAGCAACAGAGCUGACAGCGUGGUUAGACACUGAGGUGUGAAGGUUUGGUUACGAGGAUAGAUGUCAAGAGUAGAAGUAACACACAUACUGAAUAUUCUCCAACACACACAGACUGUUUAUGUACAGUGACUUCUCUUCUUUUGGCUAAAGGCAGAACCUGAAAUAUGAUAUUUGAAAGCUACAAAGGUACCAACAUGAAAAUUGAUCCAACUGUUUUAUGUAAUAGUCUAGUCGGCUGGACUGGUGUAAUGGUCUCCUAACUGGUCUUUCCAAAAAGGCUGCGAAGCAACUGCAGCUUGUUCAGAAUGCUGCUGCUAGAGUCUUAACAAGAACUAAGAGAACGGAGCACACCACUCCUGUUCUUAGUUCUCUACACUGGUUUCCAGUAAACUACAGAACAGACUUCAAAGUGCUCCUACUAGUUUAUAAAUCACUCAAUGACACGGGGCCAAAAUACUACAUGUCAGAUCUCAUUCCUGUAUGUACACCCACACCUGAGAUCCCUUGGAAACAAUCAGCUGGUAGAACCACGGGUCGGAACAAACAAGAUGGAGGUGAUUUUAGUUACUAUGCUGCUCACAUAUGGAAUCAGCUUCCCCUUGACCUCAGAUCUGCCCCAAACAAAAAAAAAACUCAUUUUAAAUUUUAAAAGCAAUGUUUCUUACGUUACAUUAUCUCCACUGCAAUCUGUGCUGUAACGUUGUCUUCUCCUGUAGCUCUAAACUGUAAUUCUAUCCGUGUGUAUUUAAAUUUGUGUUUUUAUGUUGUUUUCAUAUCAUGUCCUGAUAAUUGUAAAGCACAUUGAAGUGCCUCUGUGUCGGAAAUGUGCUCUAUAAAUAAAGCUGCCUUGCCUUUUUUUUAAUUCAAAGCUGUUGUAAAAAUAUAAACCAUGUGGUUAAUGAGAACAAGACCAAUAAUUCUAAAUCUGAUAUUCUGACUGAGAUGCCAACCCUAAAUUUGAAUAUGUUCUAUUGCAUUAGUGCAUAAUAAUUAACAGCUAAAUAGACAUCUAAUUUGAGACGUGGCGCCCCUUUUGGGUGGGCAUAGAUUUUUCCAGAGAUUACUGAUAAAAACUACACAUUUUCUCUUUAAAGGGACUUUACAGAGUUUAGAAUUUUUAUUAACCCCUCAGGCCAAAACCGUAACGGCAGCUUCAACAGUAGGCUCGUGCACGAGGUACGCAUACUGUACGUGCACACUCCUUAACGAAAAUAACAGCUGAGACAGUGUGUGUGUGUGUGUGUGUGUGUGUGUGUGUGUGUGUGUGUGUGUGUGUGUGUGUGUGUGUGUGUGUGUGUCUGUGUGUGUGGCCCAGAAGAGAGAGGACAGGAGAACGCGCAGCCAAUUAAUUAAAUUAUGUGGUUCUGUACCUUUCUCUUCAGCACAGCCGACAAAGGUUUAUGAUGGGUCAGUCCUCCUGCAUGCUCAGAUCAUUCCCUUCCCUUGCUUGAAAAAUUGUUCCAAAAGGAAAGUUGAACCCACAUCUUUUUUAUCUGUGAAUUCAAUGCCGUUCGGCGAGUCUCAAAUAAAAAUUUGGGCGUCUUACUGUAAAAAAAUAUACCAUUAAUGUAAAAAAGAAACUAAAUAAACUAUGUUCACAUCCAGAAUUGAACCCAGGUGUUCUGCAUGGGAGUCAUACAUCUUACAAGGUGAGCUAAACUCCAGUAGCAUUCACAGUAUCUGUAACUUUUAUAUCCUUGAUGACACCUGAAACAACGUCAAACCAAAGAACGGUUCGAAGCAAAAAUGUCGAUUUUGUUGCUAAUUUGCAGGAAAUAUCUAGAAGAAAGUUCUACAGAAAGUAGCUAAGGGUCCUCAGAAAUGUAGCUAAGUUCGUCACUAGGCGUUAGGAACAGCGACAAAGUCGCUGAGUUGGCACUGCCUCUCUCUCUGCUGCUAAAGCUACGGAUAGCAAAUGCUACGGGCUAUGCCUGAGCGUGAACGCGCAUGAAGCAGCCUGCUCGACCCGAGCAGCUCUUUUUCUGUGAUUUUGCAGAGAAACAAUCUCAGUAAAAAUGCCAGGGCUCAUUCUACAGGACCAGGGCAUUGUAAGAGAAUGUAUGAAGAAGAAAUGUAUUGCUUCUAUACAUGUUUUGGCUGUCAAACUUCCAUAAUGCCCCUUCAAAGCUAAUAGAAAAUGUAUUAAAAAACAAAAAAAGGCUCACCUUUUAUAAAAAUCCCAAUGUUUCUUGUAGAUAUUUCUGUUGAAACAGCAAUAUGCAAAUUAAAGUCUUUUAAAAUGGUUAAACGAUAACAUUUAAACCAAUAACUGAACUUUAGUCAUUGAUUUCUGAAAUGUUUUAUUCCUCAAAUUUGAGGUAAAUGUGUUGGAUGCUUUUGUUUUUAAAGAAAAAGAAAAAAGAAGCAAUGCAAUGCAUAGCUGCAGGCUAAAGUCUCCCAGAGUUACCACACGGAACAAUUUGGUGUGCCACCCCAACAUUUUCACUGCCCCUGGGGGCGCCACUGAAACUGAGUUUUAGUUGCCACCAGAAGAGCUCUGUGGCAGGGAUGAGUUGGAAGAAAAGAAUGGAAAGUGGAUUGAACCUGACAAGUGAGCAGUGGAAUUUUUAUGACACUAUAACUAGUUCACGCUCAGAAUCUCGAACUUCCAAACACUCACACAGGGUGAGCGGUUGAGCUUAAUUUGACGGACGCAGUACAAAGCUCUUAUUGAAGAGAGCUGUGCAGCUUUUACGCUCCAAUGGCAGCUGAUCUGAAGCACAAUGCUGGCAAUUGACAAAGCACUUGAUAAUCAUUGUCAUGUUUAGCUGCAGUCGCGCAUUCACAUGUCUGGCGGUUUGUGGAUGAAGACAAAGGUUACCGUGUGACCCCAUUCACAGGGAUUGUUGUCACUAAGUCAAUGAGGCUGAACAAAAUUUCUCACAAAUGCUUCACUGGGUAAGAUCUAAACACAUGUUCUGCUAUGUUUACUAGAACCAAAACAAUCUGAGGUUUGAAGAAUCUCAUUUUGAGCAGAUAGCAUACUGUAUCUGCACAAAACCUGAGAGGGACACUAAACUUAAAGAUGCAUAAGUUUAGAACAACAUUAAAACAGAUGUGCGUCACAAUAAUAGGGGUUAAAUUAUGGAACAAUUUAGAAGAAGAAAUCAAAGUAAGUACAAAUAUAAAUGUGUUUAAAAUGAAUUAUAAAAAACACAUUCUGAACAAGUAUAUAGUGGAAAAUCGAUGAUUUAUGUGGGUGUCCUUUAUUCUAAGGAAAAGUAAAUUGUAUCAAUUGUAAAAAGAUGUGUUUUUUUGUCUUUUUUGGGUUUUUUUUCCAUAUGGUUUGGUGGUUUUUGGUUUUUUUGGUGACUUGUACCAUUUUGUUUGUUUUAAUGUAGGUUUUGUGUUAGAUUUAGUAAACAAGUAAAAAUUACUUGUAUAAAGGGGUAGGGACAUAUAAGUUUCCACUUCAGCCUACUCCUUUUCAAACAGAGAAGAAAGGAUGAUAAUAUGUAUUUUUUCUGUUUGUGGUAUUUAAAAAAAAUUAUGUAUGUUUUCUUUGUUUGAAAUAAACUAAACUAAUUAAAAACAUCCACUGGGGUAAAUAAAUACAAGGAUUAUAGUUUUAAUACAGUAUAGUGUUUGCUGUUAUUGCAACGUUUAUCUUCUUAGAACUUCAACUUCUUGGAUUUGUUUAUGAAAAAAUAACACCUGGAAGUCUCUGAAGCAUUCAGUUAUUAUUUAUUUUUUCAGCACUAAAAACUCAAAACAAAACAGCUCAGUGACCUAGUGGUAGAGCGUCCGCCCUGAGACUGGGAGAUCGGGGUUUGAUUCCUGGUCGGGUCAUACCAAAGACUUUGAAAAAAUGGGACCCAACGCCUCCCUGCUUGACACUCAGCAUUAAGGGGUUGGAUUGGGGGGUUAAACCACCAAAUGGUUCCCGAGCGCGGCCGUGUCUGCAGCUCACCGCUCCCCCAGGGGAUGGGUCAAAUUCGGAGAACAAAUUUCGCACACACAUCGGUGUGUGUGACAACUGAUGGGACUUUAACUUUAACUUUUCAGUUUCUGGCUUUGUUAUUUGUGUCAACACGACUUUGAAUGAUGUGACGCCAGUCUGAGAUUCCAGUCAUCGAGUCUUGAACUCUGUAAUUAUGUCUAGAAAAGCAGGAAUGCCUUGUGCCUGAAGAAUUUGGCAAAACCUACAACAUGCGGCUCAUCUAUUCUCUACAAAUAUACAUGUACAUUGUUAAUCAGAAGUGAUGCAUGUGCAACUAAGCGUGAUUCCUACAGAAAAUGUGCACAGUGUUUAGCAAUUUUGUGUCUCCCAACUUGUCUUCAACAGUCAGCCCAGUGAGUUCUUGUUUUAGGCAACCUUUAAGUCCAUGGCAAGGCAAAGCAGCCUUAUUUGUAUGUAACAUUUCACACAAAGAGACAAUUCAACGUGCUUUCCUUUAGCGAGAAUAUUGUGAACAUUAAAAUCAACGUGACCGCACAAAUUAAAUACACAAAACAUUUAGAUUAAUACAUUUCAGAUUAAGGUUCAGAAAAAAGUCAAAGUUAAAGGGUGAGCAGUUACAGCACAGAAGGACAGGCAUGAGAAUCAUUCAUUCAAAGGCUGAUGAAUACAUGAAAGUUUUCAAUUUUGAUUUAAAAGUGAUGAGAGUUGAGGAAGAUUAGAGUUCAUCAUGAAGCUGAUUCUAUCUGUGUGCAGCAUAGUGGCUAAACACAGCUUCACCAUGUUUGGCUCUGACCAGGGAUUCUACCUAGGGCUUUAGCGAAGCCUCGAUGACGUCGGCGGCUUGAUUCUAAAAAUUCGUCGACGUCAGAUCCGGAAGUCGACGCACCACGCCCACUUGUUGCAUCCCCAGGAGUUUGUAAAUAGAGGAGGAAUCUGCCUGUUUUUCCUCUAGUUCGCCCUCUUCUCCACCUUCACUAACAUCUCCACCAAAUACCGAAGAACCGGAACAAUGUCCGUCCACUACUAGAUUCCUUUCCUGUUUUGCCCGCCUUCGUCUCCCGGCAACGGACAACAACUUCCGGGGUCAGAUGCGCUGCUUCGUCUCUACCGCAGAUGUAGAAAAUCACCGGGAGCGUUUCUCCCUUCAUAAAGGAGCUUCUAUCAGACAUUAGGAGAGCCUGAAGAAGCCGGCAGCUGUCGGCGAAACCAUAGCUAAAAACAGGUAAACAAAAUUAGGAGAGCUGUUUUUGUGGUAGCAGUCUCUCCUCCGUGCUGGUCGGUGUGCUGCUGGGUGUUUUUGGUUUAUUUAAACUUGGUAACCUGAACUUAGCGUUGGUAAAGCUACUGUUAGCAUCUUCGCUAACAGCUUCUUGCGUUUGGAUAAGCUGUUACGUUUUGGUUUAGAGUUCAUCUUUUUUGUGGUGCAGAUCUCCCUUUUAUUACAUUUAGAGUGUCGUGGGUUUUCGGUUUAGUUUAAAAUAUCACCUUGAGUUUGGUUUAACCGCUCAGUUUAGAGUUUGGACUUUUGGAGAUCCUUAUUUUGGUCAAGAACCCUGUACUCUUUGCCCAGUGGGACAUUCCUAGUUAUUUGUACUUUUGUUUUAAUUCCCCACAGGCAGAAUUAGUUUUAUUAUUCCCAACCUGUGGAUGGAAAGAUUUAUGUUUGUUGUUGUUGUAAAUAAACCUGAUCAUCAUUUUAACUUUUAAAUCCCGUGUUAUUGUCCCUUCCUUUUUGCACACGAGCCAAUCUCCCCAGGAAGAGUCGUAACACCACUCGCCUCACGCUCAUAAGUGACCAAAACAAAGCAGCAUGGACACACUCCGUCUCCAACCAGCUCUCAGGCAGCAGCCUGCACUCCCAAGUUCUACACGUCACCAGAACAUAACCAACCGCAACACAAUAAAAGCAGUGUUAUACAAAAUGCAAGGCCUGUAGAGUUUAUUCUCUUACAGUAACAAUUUAUCAAAUUUUUGAGAAAUUUAUCAGAGAUUUUUGGUUUUUAUUAACUGUGCAACAGAAAUAUAAUCAUUAGAUUAAUUGUUUAAAUAGUCAUUAGAAUAGUCGACUAUUCGAUUAAAUAAUUGUCAGAAUAAUCAUAUUAAAAAUAAUCGUUUACCCCAGCUCUAGUUCUACCAGCUGAAUUUAUCCUUCCUAAGGAUCUCAGGGCCCUGCUUGGUGUAUAUACCUGAAGGAGAUCCAACAUGUACUUUAGCCCCAUGAUAUGGAGUGAUUUAUGAACUAGUAGAAGCACUUUGAAAUGGAUUCUGUAGUUUACUGGUUAUGGUACAUGUUUAUUUUAACUUUUGAAUCUAACGACGAGGUUUUAGCAGCAUCUAACUGUUUAUCUGUAUUUUUGCUUUACUUUAGGUAGACUUGCAGCUACUCUGUGUCAUGACAAUAAAUGAGUCAGGGAGGAGAGUUGAUAGAUUCUACCACCUGUUUGUAGAUAUCCUCACCAGAUGGUGUUCGGGUGAAGACUGCCACUAGUAAUGGAUCACUGUUACACGUGCCCAUCUGUACUGCCUUAUGAACCCCUCAGAGCAGACAUAACCAUUUAAAAUGGAGCUCUUAACUGGGUGUUUAGGACACUUUCAGACUUGGAUGGUGGCACAUGAUUCAUUAAGGGCAUUGCUGGACGAAGAUCUUAGUGUUCUUGAAGUUGAACUUAAAGGGACAUUAUGGAAGUUUGACAGCCAGAACAUGUAUAGAAAUAAUAAAUGUCUUCUUCAUACAUUCUCCUGCAAUGCCCUGGUCCUGUAGAAUGAGCCCUGGCAUUUUUACUGUGAUUGCCUGUUUUUCUGUAAAAUCACAGAAAAAGAGAGAUGCUCGGGUCGAGCAGGCUGCUUCAUGCGCGUUCACGCUCAGGCAUAGCCCGUAGCAUUUGCUAUCAGUAGCUUUAGCAGUAGAGAGAGAGGCAGUGCCACUUUGUCGCUGUUCCUAAUGCCUAGUGAUGAACCUAGCUACAUUACCGAGGACCCUUAGCUACUUUCUGUAGAACUUUCUUCUAGAUAUUUCCUGCGAAUUUUCGCUCCGAGCCGUUCUUUGAACAUUGUUUCAGCUGUCAUCAAGGAUAUAAAUGUUACAGAUACACAGGACGUCACUGGCACUUUAGCUCACCUAGUAAGACAUCAGACUCUCGUGCAGGAGACCUGGGUUCGAUUCUGGAUGUGAACAAACGUUAUUUAGAGUUCCUUUUUUUACAUUAAUGGUAUAUUUUUUUUACAGUAAGAUGCCCAAAUUUUUAUUUGAGACUCACCGAACGGCAUUGAACUCACAGAUAAAAAAGAUGUGGGUUCAACUUUCAUUUUGGAACAAUUUUUCAAGCAAGGGAAGGGAAUGAUCUGAGCAUGCAGGAGGACUGACCCAUCUUAAACCUUUGUCGGCUGUGCUGAAGAGAAAGGUACAGAACCACAUAAUUAAUUAGCUAUGUGUUCUCCUGUCCUCUGCAAGCCCCCACAAAGCGGCUCAAAAAUUGAGGCCAGCCCGGAAGUACCAAAAAUUGCAGUUCCACCCUCAUCCGCUGGGGGCUGGUUUCAGAAGCGAGCAAAUCCUCAUUGACUCCCAUGUUAAAAAUACCAAUUUCACAGCAGAAAUAAACAUGUUUACAGCCUGGUACCAAAACAUGUUUUUUGUUUAAAUUAUCUAGUUUACACUCAUGACAACUCUGAGGGGGGUGAAUUUUUUUCUCUCUUCUGUUUAAGUAGAAUUUUGAAUUUUUUCUCUCUCUUCUAUUCUUACCCCCUACUUCACACUGGAAGCAUCAGCGGAGUGGAAUGGCAGCAGAGCGUCACUGCUUCAAAAGAAUCCAGUCCAUGGACUAUAGUCUAUGGGGGUGAUUGGAACCAGCAGAAUGGGCACACCAUGCUGCAAAAGAUAGGAUCAAGUUGUAUGUUUUUUUGCAAACCGCUUCUGAGACUCGACAAUUUCCGCAGUCAACAUAUGACUAGACAGGAAAUCACAUACAGUUUCAGUGUAAAACCCCUGGUAAUUUUCAAAAUAAAAGACUAUUGCAGCAAUGCAAUUCAUAUCUAUGUAGAUUAUGUCUAUAUAAGUGACCUAAUGGCUGAUUUACUCCCAGCAUUGUUCCAGAAGUGCAGCAGUGUGUUUUUCAUGGCUUGAAUCCUGGCAGUUGACAGGAACAACAUCAUAUGACAUCAAACAGUGAUAUCAAACUCAAUUCCCUUCAUUUUGCUUUAAUGGCGGAUGGCCAUAAACAAACUGUGACCUUUAAAGUCACGAGGGAUUUUGUGAUUUUGCAAAUCCAGCGAGGAGCACGGCAGAGAACGGCUGAGAUUCUCACAGUGAGUAAUGGCGCGCAGCAAAAGUCAUGAGUAAAAUGUUUCGCUGCCGUUCCACUCCGCCGAUGCUUUCAGCGUGAGGUAGGGGUUAGACAUUGUCCUUUUACUUUUAGGAGUUUGACCGUGUGCAGAGUAUUGGAGAAUUCAAAUAUCUUGUGCCAAUGAAACACAGCAGGUGAAACUAGAUUUUCUAAAGAAAUUAUGAUGUUUAAAGUACAAAAUCUAUAUUGAUUUGACAUGAAACUGAAUUUUAAUUACAAAUCGGCACAUUUUUGGUCAUCGCGACCAUGACAGAAGUUUUUUGACCUAACCUGUAUGUGUAAUUACACAUUGACCAGAUCCUUUCUCACUCCCUCCCAUCUGUCUUUUGGCCUGCAUUAAAAUCAAAGGAUCAGAGAAACCUCUCCACUCAACAAGUGAGUAAUUUUUCUACCACUUAAACAUUCUUCACAUUUGGCAGAAUGGCCCUUGAAGCCUCCAUGUCCCUAUUAGAUGUGGGAAUCUAAUUACAAAUAUCUGAUUUGAAGGGAGAAUGAGUUAACCUUUGCUUAAAUGCCACUGCAUAACAAUCUGUGAAUGGCAAGGAGGAGGACCGGGCCCGAGGCAUUUCUGCAGCAACAAAAAGAGUGACAGACAGUCGUCCAGCCUCAAGGGAACAAGCACAUGAAGCUCAGUUUUGCUUCACGCUCUGGAGAGAUUUAUUCCCCUUAUUGAAUGCAAAGUAUGUUGUAUUUUUAUAUAGAGGUGACUAUUUAGUAAUUAUACCACAAAAUUAGCUGAGAUUUAUUUAAACCUGCUUUAUGCUGCCAAUGCAAAUCAAAGUUUUAAUGUGAUUAGAUAUAAAACACAAGAAACAGGAGAUGCAUUGAAUUUGUUGUUGCUACAAAACAGACAUUCUGUAGGUUUUACAGGGUCUGUUGCUCAGGAUGAAAAACCGUCAUGCUGCUGCAGGGCUCUGCUGGACCUGUUUUUAUGAGUUAACUGCAGAGGCUGUUCAACCUGCAUUCUCUGGAAAAUCGAUCUGCAGAAAAAUGAAGAAAAGUACUCUGCUAAAUGUCAGUAUACAUGAAAUCAAUAUAUACUUGUUCCGCCGUGUAUUCCGGCCUCCCUCCCUCUCCGCCUGAUGUCCACUUAUAGAGACGGACCACUAAUGUAAUGGAAAAAGGCCUACUGAUUCGAAUAUGAUGUGAUGCUUUGUAGAUGGAAACGAGCAUCGUUCUGCUUUACAAGCUGGGGUCACAGGAGAUGAGAUGUUAAUACUGUUCCAGGGCUUUACGGCUGCUGCAUGUCGUGGUGUUGGCUCUGUAGGCACAUAUCGUUGUUUCAAGGAUUCUACGCUUGUGCGUCACGACUGCAUUCAUGCUAUUGUUCAUGAAUCUUACCUUGUUCCGUGUUUGUUGCACUUUAACUCCUUCAUUUUGUUUUAUUUUUUGUCCUCACAAGAAGAAUAUUUUUUCCCUUUCUGCGGAUGUUGGUAUGUAGAUCUCAUUUAACCUUCUUGUUCCAGUAUCUUACUUUCUGUAUAAUUUACAUCUUUGUUUAUCUGCAGAUUGUAGUUUAUUUUUUUUUAUCUUCUUGAAAUAUUUUAAAUGAGCAAUCAAAUUUUAAAGGUCAACUUCACUCAAAUAACCUUUUUUUUUUUAAUUAUUAGUUCUGAUUAUAAUCGGUCACUCUUGAGGUUUUUCUGCAAGCUAAACAUCAAACUGUCUCCUACACCUUGUGUAGGGUUGUGGGCGACGGUGGCACAGGAGUUAAGUGCUCGCCCCGUAAUCGGAAGGUUGCAGGUUCGAGCCCCGCUCAGUCUGUCGUUGUCGUUGUGUCCUUGGGCAAGACACUUAACCUACGUUGCCUGCUGGUGGUGGUCGGAGGGACCGGUGGCGCCAGUGCUCGGCAGCCUCGCCUCUGUCAGUGUGCCCCAGGGCAGCUGUGGCUACGUCGUAGCUCAUCCCCACCAGUGUGUGAAUGUGUGUGUGAAUGGGUGAAUGACUGAUUGUGUUGUAAAGCGCCUUGGGGGGUUCCAGGACUCUAGAAGGCGCUAUAUCAAAUACAGGCCAUUUACCAUUUACACCUACCUCCUGCGUUAGCUUCUGAUAGGAAAUAGAUGGUGAAACUCUAGGAUUUGAAAAGCCUGACAGAUCUACAUCACACCGUCACUUAAUAUUCGUUGACUCGUCCAUUUUGACUCACGACGAGGCUGUUUUCAGUUUAGCGUCCAGAAACAGCAGAGAAUGUCUAACUAGUAGAAGCUAACCAUUAGCAUUAGCAACUCCACCACAAGGCAGAACUCCUUCAGUCUUGUGUUAUUUGUGGAAAUAAAACAUCAACGUUGCAGAGCAAAUGAAGUGAGUGGUAGAGUUGUGUUACUGUUAGCCAAUCAGAGGUGAGAUGUCCAAAUAGCAGCAAAAAAUAGUCCAAAUCAGGUUGUGUUCUGCCACUUUUGGACUAACGGGUGCACCAGAGCUUUUUCCCCCAGAGUAUGAUUUACAAGGCAUUCAUUCCUACUAGAGACCACUGCAAACGUUUUAAAAGUAUUAGUAAAGUUGAGCUUUAAUGUCAGACUAUGUAACCUGAGUGAAUACAAAAUGUAUUUUUGAAUGACAAUUUGAUUUUUGAAGGUGGAUAUUGAGAGGGACAGCAGUAGCAUGGGGUAAUGGUCAGAAAUUCAACUGGAUCCUUAUUUAAAUAAAUGUUCCCGUGCAUGGCUCUAUAUCACACCAAACACAGUCAAACAUGGUGGUGGUAGUGUGAUGAUCUGCCGUUGCUUCAGUACCUGGACGAUGAUGAAACCAUGAUUUUUGCACUCUACCAGAAAAACCUGAAGUCUAUCCAAUCCUGCAAGGGAACAAUGGGACAAAAUUCCUCCACAGCAAUGUGAGAGACUCGUUGUUGCUGCCAACGGUGUUGCAACCAGUUAUUAAGUUUAGAAGUCAGCUGCAUCCUCACGUUGGGCUGGGUUGGUUUAAAUAUCUUUAUUCCUGUAAUAAAUUAAAUAAAUAGAAAAAUGCAUUUUCUAGCUACUCAAGUUAUCUUUGUCCGAUGUUGAUAUGUGCUGAUUUUAAACGUUUAAGUGUGGAAAAAAGAAAGAAAAAAAAAAAGAAGUAAUGUGUAAUGGAGCAAAUACUUGUCCACAGCACUCAAUAGUUAUAGAAGUUAUGUUUAUAAAAUAAAUAAACAACAUGGAUCCUGGUUUCUGUAGUUUUAUCUUUUAGACAAUUUAAACCAAAACAUUUUCUGCUUGUCAGCUUGGCCCUCAAACACUCUCAAAGCAACCCAAUUUCGCCAAAUAGACCAUUCCAUCUCCGUUUUCCCACAGCCUGUUUCCUCAAACGUCUCGCGCUUGCGGCGGGUGUAGCCGAAGGUGCCGCCUCGCAGGGGCUACGCGGUGGUUUGACUUUUGGCAGGAGUUGAGAAGCUGCUGACGCGUUUGUUGGGCAGGAUGUGUGCAAGACGCAGUGCUGGAUCCUGUUUUUCAGACCGCAGCAACUGGAGCCAUGGUGUUUUAAUGCAAAACACACACCGACUCAACCUUAAGUGUGCUAACCCCUAAACCUCGACUCAUAACAUCCUUCAGUCACACGACGCACACGCCCAAAUUAAACGUGUGCACGCAAAGCCACUCACGCACAUGCAAACACGUAGAAAACCUUGACUGAUUCAGACAUUCUAACGCUCCUCUUCUGCCAGAAUCUGCAAAUGUGAAAACAUUACUCAACAGCAUCCUGCUUGACAGGUUCCUUUAGGCAAACAUGCUUUGAUAGAACCCCUGCAUGUUUCUCUUGCCAGUCAUGCAUCAGCUGCAUGUUUUACAUGGGCAUACAAGUGCGGGGGGGCAAAUAAAGGGCGUUUGUGGCGAGCAGGCAUGCAGGUUCUGGAACCGGACAAGUUUAACGAAACCAGCUGACAAACCGAGCGAUGUUCGUCUUCCUUGCAUCACAGUGACGACGCAGACAUUCUGCUUCACAACGCUUUUAUGCUAAUCGUGCAGAUCUGUUUGUCUGAAUGAAGCCUUAAGAGGAUCAACUGGUUUAGCUUACUGAGUACUACAGGCACACCUAUUACAGAGUCAGGGCAUCCCACUAGGUGGAGGGAGGGAGGAGGGAAGGGGAGAAAGACAAUCUGCAGCAAGACAGAGAGCAAGGGAGAAACUGAAGAGACGCUUUGCUGUUUUCCUUUUUCCUUUUCUCUUUCCCUUCCCUUCCGUCUUCUUUAUCUCCCUCACUGGGAGGAGGAAGAGGCAGACACAAAACAAGAGAGACAAAAGGAGGCAGAGCGGAGAGAAGGAAGCGAGCCUGUGAGUGACUCUGUGUGUAACAUGCUCUGUCAUGCUGGUGUGACUGCCGCUGCCGCUCCGACCAGCGUCACUGGCUUUCAGGAAAAAGGAAUGUUUACCAGACAAAUGACUCCCUGAACCGGUUCACCAUGUGGAUGUGGGACAGCAAUUUCCAAACCUUGGCAGGAAGAAUCCCACGGAAAAAAGAGCAGCGGCGGGAGAGCUUGGCUGGUCCUGCUGGGUGGCCGCCUGCGUGUUGGCACCGCUGACAUCGACUUCCAUCAACUUUUUUAAAUCUUUUUGUUUUCCGUCACAUUCAUUGGACAUGUUCUCUGUUCUUUUCGGAACUCGUGGGCUUGUCCGGUGCUGCGUUGUUUGAGUUUUUUUAAAGUGCCUUUUUAAGGAAAACUUUUUGAAGCGAUGCCCCAGGAUCAAGAAACUGGACGUUCUUAGCUUGAGGACUGGUCUAAAUGUACACAACGCAGCCAAGGAGUUUGCUAUGGAACCGUGGGGCCUGCAGACCCCGUGGAGCAGCAUCUGCUCAUAGAUAGCUAGAGUUAAUACAUAAGGGUGCUGAAAAGAGGUUGACAUUAGGGGGAUCAGUCCAGCCAAAGCUUCAACAUGAAGCCUGGACAGUCCCAUGGCGUUCCCUGUGAUAGCUCCAUGAUGCCCCUCAGCCACUUUCCCAUCAGACGGCACUCCUGGAUUUGUUUCGAUGUGGACAAUGGCACGUCAUCAGGUCGAAGCCCCCUUGAUCCGAUGGCCAGUCCGGGCUCGGGCCUCAUCCUGCAGGCCAAUUUCGUCCACAGCCAACGGAGAGAGUCGUUCCUCUACCGCUCGGACAGUGACUACGACCUCUCCCCCAAGUCCAUGUCUAGAAACUCCUCCAUAGCCAGCGACAUCCAUGGUGACGAUAUGAUUGUAACACCAUUUGCACAGGUUCUUGCAAGUUUAAGAACCGUCCGAAACAACUUUGGUGCAUUAACUAAUCUACAGCAAGACAGAACAUCCAAUAAGAGAUCACCCAUGUGUAACCCACCACCCAUCACCAAAACCACCUUCACAGAGGAGGCCUACCAGAAACUGGCCACUGAGACCCUGGAGGAGCUGGACUGGUGCCUGGACCAGCUGGAGACGCUGCAGACGAGACACUCGGUCAGCGAGAUGGCCUCGAACAAGUUUAAGAGGAUGUUGAAUCGGGAGCUGACUCACCUCUCAGAGAUGAGUCGCUCUGGAAACCAGGUGUCUGAGUUCAUCUCCAACACAUUUCUGGACAAGCAACAUGAAGUAGAGAUGCCCUCUCCGCAGACGCAAAAGGAAAAAGAGAAAAAGAACAAGCCCAUGUCUCAGAUCAGUGGGGUGAAAAAGCUGCAACACUCAUCCAGCCUCACUAACUCCAACAUCCCUCGCUUCGGCGUGAAGACCGAGACCGAGGAUGAACUGGCUAAGGAGCUGGAACACGUGAAUAAAUGGGGCCUUAACGUCUUUAAAAUCUCAGAGUUCUCUGGGAGUCGGCCACUGACAGUCAUGAUGCACACAAUAUUUCAGGAGAGAGACUUGUUGAAAACAUUUAAAAUUCCACUCGACACCUUUAUAACGUACCUGAUGACCUUAGAAGACCAUUAUCACAGCGAUGUGGCCUACCACAACAACAUUCAUGCUGCUGACGUCACACAGUCAACUCACGUGCUGCUAUCCACCCCCGCCCUCGAGGCUGUGUUCACGGACCUUGAGAUCCUAGCUGCCAUCUUUGCCAGUGCAAUUCACGACGUGGACCAUCCAGGAGUCUCGAACCAGUUCCUCAUCAACACCAAUUCUGAGCUAGCCUUGAUGUACAAUGACUCAUCAGUGUUGGAAAACCACCAUUUAGCAGUUGGUUUCAAGCUACUACAAGAGGAGAACUGUGACAUCUUCCAAAACCUGACCAAAAAACAACGACAAUCACUGCGAAAGAUGGUCAUUGACAUCGUGCUAGCAACGGACAUGUCAAAACACAUGAAUCUGCUGGCUGAUCUGAAAACCAUGGUGGAAACGAAGAAAGUCACCAGCUCUGGUGUGCUGCUGCUGGACAACUACUCCGACAGGAUACAGGUUCUCCAGAACAUGGUUCACUGUGCAGACCUGAGCAACCCUACAAAGCCUCUACAGCUGUACAGACAGUGGACAGACCGCAUCAUGGAGGAGUUUUUCAGCCAAGGUGAUCGAGAAAGGGAAAGGGGCAUGGAGAUCAGCCCCAUGUGUGACAAACACAACGCCUCAGUGGAAAAGAACCAGGUUGGCUUUAUAGACUAUAUCGUCCACCCUCUGUGGGAGACGUGGGCUGACCUGGUUCACCCGGAUGCCCAGGACAUCCUGGACACGCUAGAAGACAACAGGGAGUGGUACCAAAGCACUAUCCCCCAAAGUCCAUCUCCUUCUUUGGACGAGCCGCAGGAUGGCACUCGACCCCCUGGCGGGGACAAGUUCCAAUUUGAGCUCACUCUGGAGGAGGACGGGGAGUCGGACACUGAGAAAGACAGUGGCAGCCAGCCAGAGGAAGAGGAGGAGGAGGAGGAGGAAGAGGAAAACAGCUGUACGGACUCUAAAACCCUCUGCACGCAGGACUCUGAAUCUACAGAGAUUCCUUUGGAUGAACAGGUGGGGGAGGACGACGACGACGAAGAAGAGGAGGUGAUAGAGGUGGGGGAAACCCCCUGCUCACAGCCGUGUGUCGUAGAGGAAGAUGUGGUGGAGGAGGGGGAGGAAGAGGAGGAGACAUGUCCCGACACAUAGCAGUUAUGGACAGCACGUGAUUAGCUGCUCUUCUUAGUAAUGACAGAUUAUUAUUUAUAGAAUAUUUUUGGGGGGUUUUGUGAACUCUGUGUUUUUUAUACGUUAAUGUUUCUGGUUCCAAAGCGUGCGCUGCUCUUCACCUUUUGGCCACUCCUCUCGUCAGCUUUAUGUAGACAUGCCCAUCGGUACUACUUCAAAUUUUUUUGCACUCAGGAAAACUCCUUUUUCAUUCCCAUUUGUACUGACGUGGUGUGUCUUUCUCCCUCGCGGACUUCUGUCAUUUAUAACCUCGAGUUUAGGACGCGGACGCGCAGUUUCCGUCCGCUCUGUGCUGCUCGUAGACGGCAUCCCUCUCCGCCUUUCUGCUUUGUCUCAGCCUUGCCAGAACGUUCGGUGAUGUCUUUAUGUUCUAAUAAGUGCCGAUAACUCUAAAGACACAGUUAUUGGUGAGGAUCUCCCUGUUGGUUUGCUCAUAUUCUCCCGCUAGGAUUUAGGAAGCGUGUUGACGCUGCAAAUGCAGCACAACAUGGGAAUUUUUGAUGUGGACGUCUUCCUUGAAAACAUGACUGACGAAAAGCUUCAAUCUGAAAAGCUACCAUGCUGUCCUACACCUCUUUUGUCCUUUUUUUUUUUGGUACUGUAUUUCUAGACUUUUACUUUUGCAAACUAACAUUUUCUUUUAGUUAAAAGGAAAAAAAAAGAGAGAAAACAUUUGGAGACCAACAAGGAGAAGAUGGGUGUUCAGAUAUUUUUGCACUUGCUCCAAUAGCAUUAACUCUACUAUACCCAUACCACUACACUCUAAACCAGUCCUGUAGCAUAACCAACAUUUGUUUUAGAGCUUUCUCUAAGAUGGUAGAUGAAACUUGUGGCUUUUUGUUUUGCUGUCGCUGGAAUCGUUCACGAACGAAGCCCUUAAGUUAUCGUUGCCUGUAGUUCUUUUGAAGACACUCCGCGACAGUGCAUUGCUUUGUAGUAACAGUACAAAAAGCACAUUUUAGAGGUUUAAUUAGCUCUCCACGUGUUUGGAAAUAGCUUUGAUGUAAAAAUGGUUUACCCCUUCUUUCCACUGGACGUGAAAGCGUCACGAAAAUGCUGCAAAACGUGUCACGCUGAAAUUAGCCGUCGUUAUAGUGGACAGGGUCCUUUCCAUCGGCAGCUACGUGUAACGUUCUGGAUGCGACUCAGAAGGGAAGGGAUGUUAUCAUCAUGUCACAAGUCUGUUUUUAUGCACUACGCUUCCAAAACACAUCAAACUCCGCAGUUUAGAUUGAGCCUGGCAGGAAUGGUAAAUGGUCUGUAUUUGUAUCGCACCUUCUAAAGCUUGGUUUAUGCUUCAUUUACUUUCCGCUUGGUGAGGCGGCUCGCGGAUGGAACGCGCUUCACAACUCGCAGCGUUUAUGGUUCACGCGGCUUGUCUCUGCGGUGAGCCAAAUUCUCCCAAACUGUAGGGGGCAGCAUGGAGCUCUACGGCAUGCAUCCAACACUACACCAUAGUAGAAGUAAAAAUUACUGUUUACAACACGGCAUUCCAGCAUUUUUAACAGCAUCCUCGUCUUUUCCGACAGUGCGAGCUAUUUCUCUCCAAGAAUUAUUAACAACAUGAUGAUCACGGCGAUCUUUGAGAGCUGAAUCAUACAAAUGUCUGUAUUUACGAACCUCUGCCAUACUAGUUCUUGCCAGUCCACCAUGUUUUUCCAUGUCCGACCGUCCGCGUGGUUGGAAAAUUUCCUAGGUGUGCGGUGCGGAAAUUUUGGGCCGUGCGGAGGCGCGGUGGAGGGGUGUGGUUGUUAAAAUGACGCAAUUUCGCCGUGCGGACCUCGCGGACCAAGCAUAAACCAACCUUUAGGGUUCUACGACCCCCAAGGCGCUUUACAACACAAUCAGUGACCCACCCAUUCACACACACAUUAACACGCUGGUGGUGAUGAGCUACGAUGUAGCCACAGCUGCCCUGGUGCGCACUGACAGAGGUGAGGCCUGCCAUACACUGGUGCCACCAGUCCCUCAGAGUGUCUUGCCCAAGGACACAACAGCAGCAUUCUCUGGUGGGAGCCGGGAUCGAACCUACAACCUACCGAUUACUGGACAACCCGCUGUACCUCCUGAGCUACUGUUGUCCCAAAGGAAGUCAAACACCCAAUCAGUGUAAAACACCCGGAGACUUUCAGAAUAAAAGUCACGCGCAGUAGUCACAUGUAUUUCCAGUGAAUCUUCUGCAGCUGAUGUAAAGAGAACAGAAGCCUUUCUGGAUGCACGCAGCUGUUAUUCUCCCUGCUUGUUAUUGUGUGGACUUCUGAAAUCACGUGUUGUCUUGCAAUUCCACAUGACUUUGUGACCUCACGGGAUCAGCUGUUUGGAACGCUUUCGCUCCCGUUUCAUGUCAGAAUCGCCCCUGGUUGGGAAUGAGCUCAUGGGUAACACACAGCUUUACAAUGCUUUCACGUCCAGCGUAAAGAAGGGUUAGGGUUGAUUUUAUAACAACUUUCCGUCACUCAUUUAGCUGAAUUUAACUUUUCCAUCCAUCCAUCCAUCCAUUUUCUGAACCCGCUUGUCCUCGUGGUCAACGGGCAGUCAGGCGGGGUACACCCUGGACAGAGUGCCAGUCCAUCACAGAGAGACACACAGGACAAACAAUCAUGCACACACACACACUCACACCUAGGGACAAUUUAGACAGACCAAUUAACCUAACAGUCAUGUUUUCGGACUGUGGGAGGAAGCCGGAGUACCCGGAGAGAACCCACGCAUGCACAGGGAGAACAUGCAAACUCCAUGCAGAAAGAUCCCAGACCAGGAAGCGAACCCAGGACCUUCUCGCUGCAAGGCAACAGCUCUAACCACUGCGCCACCGUGCAGCCGAACUUAACUUAUUUCUAUCGUAUUUAUAUUCAUUUACCCAUUCUACCAUAUACUCUAGUUCAUUGUCUUUGUUUUCAACAAGACAAUCAGCUCCAGAGCGUAGUUCUCACUAAGGCGUGGAUACUCUUAAUGCACUUAUUUAAUCAUUAAACACAUUAAAAAAUCAUAUUUUUUCCCACUCAUUCUUAAACACGGUCAUAAGCAUUAGGCAUAAAAAUAGUUUUUCAUAAUUUACACCUUCAUCACUUAAACCUGAUGUUAUUACUUAUUGGUAUAUUUUUCUAUAUGUUGUUUUGUAACAUAAAGGUGGUACAGUUAAGAUUUCAUAGACCACAUAACAGGCUUGCCAGUUAGAAAUAACCUCGAAUUACUUUUAUCCCCCUGUACAUAAUAUAUUUUAGAAUAAAAAUCUACUAAUGUAAAAAAAAAACUUGAAAUACUGCACACAGCUUUUUAAAGAGUUCUUGUUUUAAAUAUAUGCCAUUUUAAUUUAACUUUCAAUUUGUGCCAAUACUUUUUUUUCCAUCCUCACCCAAUGCCCUUACCUGUAAUAACAAGAAAGAAAAUCCUGUUUUUUGUUUUGCUGUUUACAAGCAUAUAUUUAUUGUGCUGUACAUAAUAUAUAAUUCUUAAUGUUACUAUCAUAAUGCAGUUUGCUGUAAAUGGUUCAUUCUUAUCAUCCCUUUUGGUGAUGGCGUGGCUGUAUUAUGUACCUCUUGUUGAGAUAAUGUUUAUUACACAGGAGCGUCGGUGUAAAAACGAUCUGUCAACCUGUUGCUUAGCUGAGAACUAGCUCAGAGGGGAGAGAGGGAAAGCCAAAAUGUUAAUUUUUUUAAGACGCUGUUCCUUGGCCCAUGGGCUGUGCCUUAAAUUCAAUACAUCAUUUAUUUUAGCCUUUUUUUAAUUGAUAUUCUCUAGUUCUCCUCUGCUGCAUUGGUGAAUCUUUUGUCCUGGGGUGGCCUGACAUCACCUGAAGAAGAGUUGCCUUUUCAUUCUCACAGCCAAACAGAAAUGGGUGCAGAGGUCUUCGGAAGGUUCGGGUCAACCACAAGUCAAAGAUUUACCACACGAGUGAUUGCGGCCUACACCCGAAUGUCCAAGAGCUGUAGUUGCUGGUGACUUGGUCUGACAUCACUCACACUUUUUACUCCACGCUCAAAAUGCUCUUGACACGUGAGCGAUUGGUCUAGAUUUGUUCUGACCGCCGCUCCAAACACAGAAUCUUGGUGCAGCAGUGGAAUGUGUGUGUUUGGUUGCUCGGCCAUGGCCCCUACGAAGCACAGAGGCUUUGAGACACGCCUGCAUGUUCAGCCACUGCUGCAUUAAUUACGGCUGAAACACUGACGGCGUGUUGCUCAUCUAUGCUCGGCCCACGUGCUCACUCGCAUUACCUGCAAUAUCCUAAAACCACUCGCAUGUUUCUGCUGGGACAGAGGAGGGGUUUGGUGUAUUUCUGUACUGAUUGGGGGGUGGACUGCAUCAUUGUCCUGAAACCAGGACUCUUAUUUUGACACACAUACUGUAGAUUUGAAACAGCCCUGGACCAAUGGAAAUAGUGGGUUCUUUUUCCAUUAUCUGUUCUAUUUUUUACGGUUUGAAAGGAAAAACUGUAACUUUAGAGAAAACACGAUCCAAACAAAAAAAAAAGGACUUCAGGACUAUUGUUUUUGAGGGUUUUUGUCUUUAGAAUGCCAACUUGUCUGGACGUUUCACAGGACAAUUAAAAUGUUAUUUUACUGGAUUCCUUGUCAAUCACAGUCUAUUGGAUAGCACUGUAGAUCAUACGACUUUAUCUAAAAAAACAAUAAAAUGAAUUUAAAAAGUU
Nothobranchius furzeri (turquoise killifish) is the source of this 38850-nucleotide messenger RNA. The record is from RefSeq and is a predicted model, not a curated record. Lineage: Eukaryota; Metazoa; Chordata; Actinopteri; Cyprinodontiformes; Nothobranchiidae.